AGGCCGUGUCUAUUCUAUAACUGGUCUAAGGUUUCUAUCAAAAUCAAAAGCCAACCCACCACUUGACACUACUUUUGUUUAUUUUGUUUUUUCUUUUUCAUUAUCUCUGUGCACUGUUUACUCAAGUAUUUUCCAAUACCAUCAAAAAUCUUGAACGUUUUAAGCAUUAGUCCUAUUAUUAAUUCAGUUGAGUGUUGCACUGCGGCAUUUGAGCAUUUGAGGUAUCCUAACUUGUUUUUGGUACUGAAUCAGACCGCUCUAAUUAGAAAUGUCUGGAUAUAAGCUGACGUACUUUCCUGUCACCGCGCUGGGAGAACCAAUUAGAUGGAUGAUGUCUUACCUGGAUAUCAAAUUCGAGGAUUACAGAUUUGAAAGGGAGCAAUGGCCUUCAAUAAAGCCAACAACUCCAUUUGGACAAGUGCCUGUCUUGGAAAUCGAUGGAAAGUCAGUGUGGCAAUCAGUUGCCAUUUCCAGAUACUUUGGAAAGAAGGCUGAUCUCGCUGGAAAGGAUGAAUGGGAAAGUUUGAUGAUUGACGUAAUAGUGGAUACCUUCACAGAUUUCCGCUUAGGUAAGUUUAUGUUGAUCGAUUCAUUCCUAUUAUAAUUAAAUAUGAGUAAA
Nilaparvata lugens (brown planthopper) is the source of this 619-nucleotide messenger RNA. RefSeq names its product glutathione S-transferase-like. Gene Ontology annotation, biological process: glutathione metabolic process. The transcript is spliced from 3 exons. Gene Ontology annotation, molecular function: glutathione transferase activity. Lineage: Eukaryota; Metazoa; Arthropoda; Insecta; Hemiptera; Delphacidae. The record is from RefSeq and is a predicted model, not a curated record. Bases 269 to 604 code for a protein of 111 amino acids.